Messenger RNA from Macrosiphum euphorbiae (potato aphid), 1098 nucleotides. The record is from the annotation of a GenBank genome assembly. Lineage: Eukaryota; Metazoa; Arthropoda; Insecta; Hemiptera; Aphididae.
AUGGCCGAAGUCGUAGAUGACAUAAUUAAAACCUUAAACGGAACAAAUGGUACGGACACGGAGUCUGUUCUAAAAAAAAUACCUGCCACCACCGAAGGUAUGCUGAUUGCAUACACCAGUUUAGUGGUCAUGGCCUUAGUGCCUAUAUUCUUUGGCUCGUUCCGAUCAGUAGAACUACACAUUAAAAAUAAAAUGAAAAAAGAAAUACCAGAGUCCAUGACGGAAAAAGAUGCCAUGAUGUUUCCAGUGAUUGCUAGUGGAGCUCUCUUUACUCUCUACAUCGUUUUUAGGGUAUUUUCUAAGGAACACAUAAAUCUAUUAGUGACUUUAUAUUUUUAUGUUCUUGGAGUGGCAGCUCUAAGUAAUAUUUUAGGUACUAAAUUCAGCGCCAUGUUACCAAAAAGUAUACCUAAAACGAAAUACCAACUGCAGUUUACAGAAGGCACUGGUGAAAAAAAACAUGAUUAUAUAAAUGUAAAAUGUACACUUCAUGAUGUGUUAUGUUUUGUAUCGUGUGCAACAUUAGGAACGUUUUAUAUAAUUAGCAAGCAUUGGAUUGCAAACAAUAUAUUUGGAUUGGCAUUUGCUAUAAAUGGAAUAGAACUGUUACACCUCAACACCAUUAAAAUUGGAUGUAUUCUCUUAUGUGGUCUAUUCGUCUAUGAUAUAUUUUGGGUGUUUGGUACAAACGUUAUGGUUACUGUGGCCAAAUCUUUUGAUGCUCCUAUCAAACUUGUAUUCCCUCAGGAUUUAUUAGAAAAUGGUAUUUUAGCUGCUAAAAACUUUGCUAUGUUGGGCUUAGGCGAUAUUGUUAUCCCAGGAAUAUUUAUUGCAUUUAUGUUAAGAUUUGAUCAUAGCUUAAAACGGAAGACAAAUACAUAUUUCAAUGCUACAUUUUCGGCCUAUUUUUUGGGAUUACUUACCACUGUAUUUGUCAUGCACGUAUAUAAAGCAGCUCAGCCAGCUUUAUUAUACUUGGUACCCGCAUGUUUAAUUACUCCUAUGUUGGUGGCUUUAGUAUGUGGAGAUCUGAAAACUUUAUUCAGUUAUGAAGAUCAUAAAAUGGAACCAGAAAAGACUUCCAAAAAAUUGAAAUAA